Messenger RNA from Paralichthys olivaceus (Japanese flounder), 7843 nucleotides. RefSeq names its product SET domain containing 1B, histone lysine methyltransferase a (gene setd1ba). The record is from RefSeq and is a predicted model, not a curated record. Gene Ontology annotation, cellular component: Set1C/COMPASS complex. Gene Ontology annotation, molecular function: protein binding; histone H3K4 methyltransferase activity; RNA binding. NCBI's taxonomy places the organism in Eukaryota, Metazoa, Chordata, Actinopteri, Pleuronectiformes, Paralichthyidae.
GAAUCGUUAUAUAGACUGUUGUGAGUUCUUAAAAAAGGCAACCUCACUGGGCUUUAGUAGUGUUUUAAAUGUGCCCUUGGAGCAAGGUCAAACCGUCGUUUUACACUUUACGCAUUCGGUGCGUAAAAGCCAAAUGGACGGCACGGUCCCUAUGUACCGUGCCUGGAGUUGUCUCCACGGUUGUGGGCAGGGUACAACUCAAGUCAUCAGGGUUGUUAAGCGUUGCUGUUGUGAGAGGAAAGUAAGUCAUUAAUCAAAGCAGAGGGAUUGUCAGUCAACAGUCCAAAUCGCAGGAAGCACAACAAACUAUUUUACCAAAUAAAAGGGGCCAUUAGUUUUGCGUGGCCUGCUCUCUGUCACUAGAGGAGCAGUGGUACUGUAUAUAACCUGGAUGCUGUGUAUCUAUAUGUCAGCAUGCCAGAGAACACAUUUGGAAUAAAGAUCACAGUUUCUAUGUGGUAACAUUGAUGAUAGCUCAGAGAAUAAGUUGACAGUAUAAAAAAUAAUUUUAAUAACAAUAACUGCAUGCCUCACAUUUUUUUUACAUUACUGAAAGAUCAAAAACACUGUGAAAUGAUUAUAAAAGAGUUGAACUUACUCAUUGCUACUCCUAUCCUACAAAGGCCAUAAAGUGCAAUGCCAAACAAACCAGCCAUUACACGUUUUGUCACUUAAACUGUGUUUUUUCUUUCCUCCUCCUCCUUCUCUCUCCAAAACCAUAAAGCUGUUUAUUCACAACAAUUUUGGUUUCUCUUUUCUUUUUUCACUUAAAAGAAAUAUAAACACUAUUAUAUUGGGUGUGCCAUGGCCUAGUUAAGACAAAGGUGGAUUCCAGGCAGAGGAAAAAAGGCUCAAAAUGUCACAUCCGGCACAUUCUCUUCCUUCUUCUCAAUCCUUCUCAAGGAUAGUUUUUAAUCAUAGUCCGUGAGAGAUGAGGAAAUCGAGUGUAAGAUCCCUCUUUGGAACAAAGGAAACCCAUAUAGGCCACUGAGUCCUGUGUGUUUUUGUUAGGAAAAUGGCUGCCGAUGCCCCCUCUCUCUGCUCUGCGUUGAAGGACUCCUGAUCCUCGCCUCUAAUAGUGGACGGCUCCUCUGCUGCCGCGCUCUGAUUGGUCCGCCGCGCCGCCGCUGUUAACCAGCCAAUUGCCCGAGCACCGCAAAAACAGCAGGCGACGUCAAACAAAACCCGGUUUAACCUAAAAAAAAUACACGAGUCCCGGUAAUUUUCAAUAAAAACACACGAGACAUCUAAAAAGCCACGCUGCGAUCGCACGGGUUUAAAGAAGCGUCACAAAAACACGAGGAACUACAUAUCCGGGUUGGCACUAGUUUGUCUUUCCUGAGUGGAUUAGAGGCAGACAGGGAAGGAUGUAACAACCCGCCGCAUUCCUACGGUUCUUCCGCAUUACUUCAUUCAACUUAGCGUUCGUAUUUGAAAUAAAUAAACCAACAAACAUCUAGCAGUUAGCUCCACGUUAGCUCCUUUGUUCGUUUCCUCCGCAGCUAAGCGUGUGUUUUAUUCGCCUCCAGCGGCGGUUCACUACAUAUUGACCCCUGUGUAUAUCUCGCUUGGGUUUGCCAUCUGGGUUGAAAGCAGUCGGCAGAUUCGACACACACACAAAAAAAAAAUGAUUGAGAGGGUUUAGCGACGCAUGCUUGCUGCCGCCCCCGUGGUUUCAUUUUAUAUUCGCAUUCUUCGUUUUUUAACGAGUCGCUUGAAAGAUCGGCGCUUUAAAAAAAAACUGCGGUAAAGAAAAAUGAUAAUAACUGACAAGCGGAGGGAGAAGUAAGUUUGCGCCGAAAGUGCGGCCAGCGUCGAGGGUGGUGGGCAAGCAAGCCUGGCGGUGUAUUGUGGGAGAGACAGGAGCAGCCACGGACCAGAGAGGCACACAAUAUGUGCUGGCUCUCGCCGAAAAGGAGGCAGUAUUCUUCCGGCGAAAUCAUGUAAUGUAAGCGGCGAAAGGAGAGCGAUUUGUGUCUUUUCAUCAGUUCGAGAACCACCCCCCCUCCUCCAGUCGAUCGGACGAACCAUGUCCAAGCCCGGGGAGAGAAACAGGUUGAGCGAAGACCAUGGCAGAAAGCAGAGUUCAAGUCUGGCGAACGGCAUGGACAGUCACCCCGUCUGCGGCUCGGCGGAGAAGCGGAGUCACCACUGGAGAAGUUACAAGUUGAUCAUCGACCCGGCGCUGAAGAAGGGCUCGCACAAGCUGUACCGCUACGAUGGACACACUUUCAACAUGCCCAACCCCGGGAUGUCCCCGGUGGACAUUGUCCGGGACCCGAGGAUCGGUCGCCUCUGGACUAAGUACAAAGAGACGGAUCUACCGGUGCCUAAGUUUAAGAUCGAUGAGUGCUACAUCGGCCCCGUGCCUCCCAAGGAGGUGACAUUCGCCCGGCUCAACGACAACAUCAGGGAAGGAUUUCUCAUGGACAUGUGCAAGAAGUUCGGGGACAUCGAGGAGGUGGAGAUCCUGUACAAUCCGAAGAACAAGAAGCACCUGGGAAUUGCCAAAGUGGUUUUUGAGACCGUGAAAGCCGCGAAGGUGGCGGUGCAGUCGCUCCACAACACGUCUGUUAUGGGAAACAUCAUCCACGUGGAGCUGGAUCCGAAAGGUGAAAAUCGCCUCAGGUACUUCCAGCUCCUGAUGAAUGGCAGCUACAAUCCAAUGACCCUGCCUGUUGGUGGAGAGGACGCCAGAGACGUUUCCCCUCGUAGCCUGGCUGAGGUCUUACUGGCCUGCGAGCCCAUCCGAAGGUUGUCAGAGAGCAGCGUGUCAGCCGGGGGAGCAGCUUUACCACCCAGCAGCUCCUCCACUCCUCUGUCACUGGAUACAGGUUUCUCCAGCCUAAGGCAGGACACACCCCAGUCCCAGGGAACCCCUCUUACCCCCCGCCAGACAAGUACGCCCUUUUCUCAAGACUCUAAUUACUCUAGUCGGCAGUCCACGCCUGCGUACCAGUCCAGCCGACCUGAGAGCUCCGGAGGAUACAAAUCCCGGAGACACGAGAGUAAGUUCCAAGAUGCGUACAACCGGAGACCAGAGAGGCCUCAGUACCGCAGCAACAUGUAUCGAGGUACGACAUCGGAACAGGGUCUGUUCAAACAGCACCAACUCACCCCACCUGAACCUCCACCCUCCACCCCGUCUUUCACAGCCCCUCCCCCUGCUACGCCCAACUUCAAGUCCACGUACUCGCCCUACCAGGCUCCGCUGCCCCCUGCGUUCCCCCCAUCAGAGCCUACUUUCCAUCACCCACCCCAGAGGGAGGGUGAUUACCUCCGACCACCUCAGCCGCCGCCACCACCGGCUGCCACUGACUUUUUGCCUGUCAAGGAGGGACCAGAAACCCCUCCGAUUCCCGAGCCCCCACCUGAGCCCGCAGCCCAACCGACCACCCCUCCUCCUCAAACGCCAGAACGCUGCCCCUCCCCUGGCUCCCCUGCACUGGAUCCAGAGCGCAAUAGCCUGGACUCCCGCAUUGAGAUGCUCCUCAAAGAGAAACGGACAAAACUUUUGCCUUUCCUGGAGGAACGAGAUUCGGACACUGAGGUGCGAAUGGAGGGAAGUCCGAUUUCCUCCUCGUCCUCUCAGCUUUCCCCAAUUCCCCCUUACACUGGCAGCUCUCAGGGUGGGCAGCAAAACUCCCGUCCAUCUAGCACAGGCCUGGAGGACAUCAGUCCGACCCCACUACCGGACUCUGAGGACGAGGAGCCGAUUCCUGGAACUGCCCCUCUGGUCAAGAAAAUCACUUCUCCUGUCCACGAGAAGAUGAGCAACAGUGAACUGAAAGAUGGACAGUUUCGAGUCCACACUCCCACUGAUAAAAUGGACACGAGUCAUCAGUCGUCAGGCGAAGACAUGGAAAUCUCUGAGGAUGAGAUGCCUGGGACUCCAAUUACCAGUGGCGAAUGUGGCAAGGGCAUCGUUGUCAACUCCGCAGUGUCCCCGAUGCAGACCAUUACCAUCCCUCCCCCCGGCUUCCCCCCUCUGCCACACCAGGCCGCCUUCACGAUCCCGCAUCACCAACUGUCCCUUCACGCUGCCGUCCAGGGGCAUCCUGCUCACCUGGCCGGUCAUCCCGGAGUGCCUCACCACAUGCUUCCACACAUGGGUCCCUACCCUCCGAGCAUGAUGCCACUGGUGCAAAUGGAGCUAAUGAAUUGCUUGCGGUGGGAGCAGUGGAGCACGGUGCCCAUGUCGUUCCAGAUGCAGCAGCAGAUGUUGAGUCGGAUCGCUCAGACUAGAGGGCCCUAUCCCUAUCCACACUUUAUGGACAGUGGUGCGUCGGCCCAGUUUGGUGGACCUUACGCACCUCUGUCUCUCGGUACUGCGCCCACGAGUGGCAGUGCAGGGGCACCUGGACAACAGUGGCAGCAAUCCAGCGUACCAAAGUUCAACCCCACUGUUCCUCCACCUGGAUACGAGGGUAAAAAGGAGGAUCCGCACAAGGCCACUGUCGAUGGCGUGCUACUGGUUAUCGUCAAAGAGCUGAAGGCCAUCAUGAAGAGGGACCUCAACCGUAAAAUGGUCGAGGUGGUGGCUUUUAGAGCCUUUGAUGACUGGUGGGAUAAGAAGGAACGCUCAGCAAAGGCAUCUUUGACUCCAGUGAAGGGCGCAGAGGGGAAAGAAGAAGAAAGACCCAAACCCAAAGAGACGAUUGGUUCGAGUCUGCUGGAGAACUGGAACAAGGGCGAGGGACUGGGCUAUGAGGGAAUGGGCCUGGGAAUCAGUUUGCGUGGAGCCAUCCGUCUACCCUCCUUCAAGGUGAAAAGGAAGGACCCACCAGAGGCCGCGACAGCAGGCGACAGUAAACGAGCCCGACCCUCCACUCCAGUCGAUGACGAGCUGGAGGAUGAAGACCGGGAUCGAGACCCAGCCGAGCUCCCCUUGGACGAUUCAAAAAUGGACAGCGACAGCAUGUCUGCAAAGCGACGGCACUCGCGGCCACUGGAACUGGACAGCGAGGGAGAGGAGGAGGUGGACACGUCAGGGAAGGAGGAGUCGUCGUUGUCGGACAGAGCGGAUGAACCUGAUGAAACUGGAGCUACAGACAUGCUGUUGUCAGGAAAAGAGAGUGGUGAUGAGGAGGGUGACGAUGAAGACUCAUCCAGCGAGAGUGCCUCCUCCGAUUCAUCUGAUGAUGAAGCCGAGAGUUCAGCCUCCUCCAAGGUCGGCUCAGACUCCUCAGCAGAGAGCGAAGACUCUUCCGAGAACGAGUUAAGCUCAGAAGAGGAGGACGAUGAGGAGAGGGAAGAAGUGGAGACAGUAGCAGAAGAGGAUGAAGGCAAAGAGGCUGUGACGUCGUCCACCUCUUCGUCAUCAUCGUCCUCAUCUUCUGAUGAAGAGGAGGCGGAGGCCAAGCCCCCGAGCCCACCUGCAGGACCUGUCCUAGAAGACAAGGAGGAUAAACGAAGCAAAGAGGUGCUUAGCAGCAAGAACAAACGCAGACCCCCAAGUCCUGUGGAGGAGGCAGUGGACCUGAAGCCGCCUUCACCUAAAGGCCCAGUCAAAGAGCGAGACGGCACCAUCCCCGUAGUGAAGUCUGAACCUCAGGAGCACGUAGCGAACCUUCGGCCACCCACGCCCACAGGCACGGCGCCAGACAGUGACCGGGAGUCGAAAGCCAAAGGUAAAACAGAGGCUGGGGAAGUAGCCUGUACCCCCGGUCGAUUACCCCCACCCCAUUUAGAUCCAAACGCACCUGUCCCCAAACCCGUCUCCGCAUCUUCAAUGCACCUCCCUCUCCCUCCUCACCCUGCGAUAGAAGGUCGUUCCCUCCUUCAUCCACCCCCCGGUCCCCUUCCUGACCUCCCACAGCGGGCCAGGCUCCCCACAGAUGAAGACAUCCCCCGUACACCGGGGAGGGAUCUGAUGGAGCGUGCCCGCAGUCUGGGCAAGUCCCAGAGCACGGACACAGUGCCCAACACACCCGGUAGUGACGCCCCGCUUACGGGGAGUAGCCUUUUGCUUAGCUCGCCUCACAUCCCUGGUAGCCCCUUUUCCUACCCCGCUCAAUCCCCUGUCCUCAGUGCUGGAGUCCCCCGCACCCCAGGAAGAGACUUAACCUUCACCCCUGUCUUCCCUGACCCCACAGCACUAACUCUUAAUAGGAAAGUAUCCUCUGAGAGCCUGGAUGAUAGACCAGUUUUUAAGGAGCCGCCCAUUUGUGCACUGCCUAAUCAAACCCUGUCCACUGACACAGAGCUCUCAGCUAGUGUCCCUGAAGAUCUGCCUGCUGGUCUCACUGUAGACGUCCCUGUGCCAUCAGACACUGCUUCAUCGAAGAGGAAACCUGGACGACCCAAAGGCAAAAAGAUACCAUCUGCUGCGGACGACGAGUCUUUGGAGCUCUCAUCCGAGUCCACUACAUUGCUUCAUGGAGCACACCUCAUAGAUCUAUCCACGCAAAUCACGUCGGCCAAGUCUCCUGACCACCCGAGUCUGGACUUCCGGGAAGGAGACGUCAAGCCUCAGACGGUUCUGCCCGCAGAAGAUGGCUUCCUCUCCUACGAGGACGAGGCGCCUGUGGUCGUGAAGCCGGCUCGGAGGGCGCGGCGAGGCUGGGAAGAGCUGCUGCUGAACAGCCUGUCCCCGGUCACCACGCCGCCUCGGCCGUACUUCAAGCGACGCUCUGACUUCGAGGAGAUGACCAUCCUGUACGACAUCUGGAACGAGGGAAUAGAUGAGGAGGACAUUCGGCUCCUGCAGAUCACCUAUGACAAGAUGCUCCAGCAGGAUAAUGGCAACGACUGGCUCAACGACACACUCUGGGUCGGCCAUCCUUCUACCAACAUCCCUGGAGUGAAGAAAAAGAGGCGAGACGACGGCAUGAGGGAUCACAUGACCGGCUGCGCCCGAAGCGAAGGUUACUACAAGAUCGACAAGAAGGACAAAAUCAAAUAUCUUCAGAGCACGAAGCUGCAGUAUGAGGAGCCGCCGGUCGACACUCAGGGUAUGAGUAUUCCUGCACAGGUCCACGCCUCUACCAGAGCUGGCUCGGAGCGGCGGUCAGAGCAGCGACGCUUGCUGUCCUCUUUCGCAUGUGACAGUGACCUGCUGAAGUUCAACCAGCUGAAGUUCCGUAAGAAGAAGAUCAGAUUCUGUAAGUCGCACAUCCACGACUGGGGUCUGUUUGCCAUGGAGCCCAUCGCUGCUGAUGAAAUGGUGAUCGAGUACGUCGGACAAAACAUCAGACAGGUGAUCGCGGACAUGCGGGAGAAGCGCUACGAGGAAGAGGGCAUCGGCAGCAGCUACAUGUUCCGUGUCGACCACGAUACCAUCAUAGACGCCACCAAGUGUGGCAACUUCGCCCGUUUCAUCAACCACAGCUGCAAUCCCAACUGUUAUGCGAAGGUCAUCACUGUGGAGUCUCAGAAGAAGAUCGUCAUCUACUCCAGGCAGCCGAUAAACGUCAACGAGGAGAUCACGUACGACUACAAGUUCCCCAUCGAGGACGAGAAGAUCCCCUGUUUGUGUGGGGCAGAGAACUGCAGAGGAACGCUGAAUUAACGUCCGGUCGACAGCAGAAGAAUCUCCUGCGCAGACUGCACGCUGACUCCCUGGACGAGGAGGAGGGGAAGACGGGAAGGUCUUGUUCCGGGGCAAAACCUGCAGACGGUCUGAAUAAAGUUUAAGCUACCUGUACGGAACUCUUCACAUAUUUAACUCUAGAUUGUUUACGAAUUAUGGUGCUCUUGAAAAGAAAAAAUGCAUAGUUUUUUAUGAAUGCCAGUGACCCAGAAUCUACAGAAGACUUGACAUUUCCUCCCCCUCCUCUCAGCGAUUUCAGUAUUUCAGCACGGCCCCUUCCCCUUCGAGUCCUGGUUUGUACAGUUUUACACU